Clupea harengus (Atlantic herring) is the source of this 1954-nucleotide messenger RNA. It is a transcript of the gene ddost, whose product is annotated as dolichyl-diphosphooligosaccharide--protein glycosyltransferase non-catalytic subunit. NCBI's taxonomy places the organism in Eukaryota, Metazoa, Chordata, Actinopteri, Clupeiformes, Clupeidae. Gene Ontology annotation, cellular component: endoplasmic reticulum membrane; oligosaccharyltransferase complex. The record is from RefSeq and is a predicted model, not a curated record.
CCUAGUUUCUUAGGCUGACGUUGUCUAAACGGGAAAAUGGCGGUGGGUGAACAGUCUGCAGACGAAUGUGGCCGCUCCUUAGCUUACAACUGCAAAAGACGCAGUAUUAACAUGGCGCAUCCUUUGCCAAGAGGAAUUGUAAGAAAUGUGCUGUUUGUGGCUUCAAUCGCCUGCUUGUUGCAAGUAGCCUUGGGAGACGGAAAGACACUCGUUCUGUUGGAUAACCCGAACAUCAAAGACACUCAUUCAAUAUUCUUCCGCAGUCUAGCCGACCGUGGCUUCGACCUUUCAUUCAAAACUGCCGACGAUCCUAGCCUGUCUCUCAUUAAAUAUGGCCAGUUUCUGUAUGACCAUCUCAUCCUUUUCUCCCCAUCAGUGGAAGACUUCGGCGGAAAUAUCAACGUAGAAACCAUUACAGCCUUCAUUGAUGGAGGCGGAAAUGUUCUUGUUGCUGCAAACUCAGACAUCGGUGACCCCUUAAGAGAACUUGGCAGCGAAUGUGGCAUUGAGUUUGAUGAAGAAAGGACUGCAGUCAUUGACCAUCAUAAUUAUGAUGCGUCAGACCCUGGUGAUCACACUUUAAUUGUUGCUGAUCCAGAGAACCUCCUCAAAGCACCAACUAUUGUUGGCAACCCCACUGCCAACCCUAUCCUUUUCAAGGGUGUUGGCAUGGUGGCUGACCCUGAAAACCCUCUGGUGCUGGAUAUUCUUACCGGAUCCUCCACCUCCUACUCUUUCUUCCCUGAUCAGCCCAUCAAACAGUACCCUCACGCUGUGGGAAAGAACACACUUCUGAUCGCAGGCCUCCAGGCCAGGAAUAAUGCUCGUGUGGUCUUCAGCGGCUCCCUGGACUUCUUCAGCGAUGCCUUCUUCAGCUCUCCUGUGCAGAAGGCUUCAUCGGGAUCCCAGCGACAUGAGCAGAAUGGCAACUUGGAGCUGGCCGAGGCUCUGUCCAGCUGGGUGUUUAAGGAGGCUGGCGUGCUCAGGGUGGGAGCUGUCACCCAUCAUACUGUUGGAGAGAGCUCCCCACCAGCUGCCUACACCAUAACAGACCUGGUGGAGUACAGCGUUGUGAUUGAGAUGCUGUCUGAGGGCCGCUGGGUGCCUUUUGAUGGUGAUGACAUUCAGCUGGAGUUUGUCAGGAUCGACCCCUUCGUCAGGACCUACCUUAAGAAAAAUGGUGGAAAAUACAGCGUCCAGUUCAAGUUGCCAGAUGUGUAUGGUGUGUUUCAGUUCAAGGUUGACUACAACAGGCUGGGCUUCACACACCUGUACUCCUCAACACAGGUGUCUGUUCGUCCACUGCAGCACACUCAGUAUGAGCGUUUCAUCCCUUCUGCUUACCCGUACUAUGCUAGUGUCUUCUCUAUGAUGGGUGGGCUCUUUCUCUUCACUGUUGUGUUCCUACAUAUGAAAGAAAAAGAGAAGUCCGAUUAAGGGAAGUCAGGCACUGGAGUAUUGGGGUGAAUUGGGGUCAAAGCCAUGUGUGUGACAAGACCGUAAGGGUAAAGGGGGGAGGGGUUGCUGAGUGUCAUGUACAACUUCCAGGCUGUCGUUGAUCUGGAAGAUAACUGAAAAAGGACCUGUGUAUGUGCCUGGUUUAGGUUCAUAGUGUGUAUUAUACCACUAUUGUUUUUAUACAGGCAUUAAGGACCUACAUCGUUGCUUCCUCACUGUGUAUAUAAUGUUUUCUUCCCACAACAGAGGAUGCCCACAUACUUCGAAUUGAGAAAUGGGCUGGGUUUAUGUCAGUGAGGAGAGAGUAUGUGUUUUUGUUUUAAAAAUUCAGACUUCUUUGAAGAGGAAGAUACCGAUUCAAUAAGAAAUGCACUGAUUACUUGGUUCCUGUUUUGAAAUUGCUGAUAGAAAAUUGAAAAUGUUCAAUGUUUGUAUUAAAAAAAAAAAAAUUGUUUGAAUCCCAAAACUGCAGUAAAAAUAUUGACAUUCCACCCUA